Messenger RNA from Trichoderma virens Gv29-8, 2127 nucleotides. RefSeq lists its product as uncharacterized. The coding region runs from base 1 to 2127 and encodes 708 amino acids. The record is from RefSeq and is a predicted model, not a curated record. Lineage: Eukaryota; Fungi; Ascomycota; Sordariomycetes; Hypocreales; Hypocreaceae. Gene Ontology annotation, cellular component: mating projection tip. The transcript is spliced from 2 exons.
AUGUCUUCUUCUCGAACAGUCGGGAAUCCGCCGCAAUUUCCUCAUGUUCCAGAGACUCUUCGACUCGAUUCGUUGGACCCAUCAAGUUCCCAAAGAUCCAUAGAGCCGCGCGCAGAUACGGCGCCAUACAUCACCCCCUACCUCAGUCUUCAGUCUCGUCUCUCGCAGAUAUGGAUCAACCGAUGGACUGUCCUCAUUCUCAUCGUGCUUGCUCGCACAAUCAUUCUAAUAGCCCAGCUACGAGAAAAUAUCGCGGAUGCCGAGGUACAGGCUCUUUCUGCCUGUACCAAGGUCGAAGGUGUGGGCAGUGCGAUGGCUUCGAUGCCCCAUUAUCUCUCUCAAGGAGUUAACGACCUUGUUGCCUUGGGUGUGGAAAAGAGUGUCCACGCCAUGGUGGAUGUGCUCGAUCUUGUGAUUAGCGGCGUUGAGGGCAUCAUUAUCUUCUAUAUCAAUUUUUUGACGGCCACAUAUACAUGUCUCAUCACUGCUAUGAUACAUGGGACUCUUGAUGUGGUCGCCAAUGUCACUGCGGACGCGACAGAGGCAUACAAUAGUCUGAUUAACGGCACCAUCACCGACAUUUCGAAGAUCGCGAAUGCCUUACAGAAGGGCAUCACAAAUCUGACGUCCAGCAUUGAAGACUCAGUCUUUGGCGGCUUGCUUUCGGCGAUCCCGAAAGUCAACUUUACGAAGCCUAUCGAGGAGCUUAGACGCUUCGAGCUGAACUCUACAGAUUUCGUCGGCGAUGUUCAGCAGCUGAACAAAGAUCUCCCCACGUUUGAGGAUGUCCAAAACAUGACUGAAACCGCCAUCUCAUACCCGUUUAAUAAGCUGCGCGACGCUUUGAACGAGACUUACUCCAAAUACGAGUUUAACAAGAGCUCUUUUCCUCUUGCUGAAUUGAAAGAACUGACAUUCUGCUCUGAUAACGACUCGCUGAAUCGGUUCUUCAAUAACUUGCAGGAACUAGUGUCCAAGGCUCGUGUGGUGUUCAUUGUUGUCUUCUCCUUGGUGGCGGUGGCCGUUAUGCUUCCGAUGGCCUGGAUGGAGAUUCGUCGCUGGCGGCAGCAGAAGGAGCAUGCUAAGCUCAUCAACCAGGCCGAGAAAGAUCCCAUGGAUGUCAUCUAUAUUGCUUCUCGGCCUUUUUCUGCCUCAUACGGCAUUCGAUUCACCAGCAAGAUGAGUCAGAAGAAGCAAAUCCUCGUUCGUUGGUGCAUUGCGUAUGCCACUUCACCGGCCGCUUUAUUCGUCCUCUCACUUGCCCUUUCUGGCUUCUUUGCAUGCAUUUGCCAAUACAUUCUUCUCAAGUCUGUGCAGAAGAAGACGCCGGCGCUAACUCAAGAAGUCGGGGCAUUUGCGGAACACGUUGUCGACAGUCUGCGGAAUGUUUCUGAUUCCUGGGCCGCGAGCGCCAACGGAGUCAUUACGGACCUUAACGACGAGAUUAACAAUGACCUUUUGGGCUAUGUUAGCAACGCGACAGGAGCGGUGAACGAUACUAUUAACACGUUUGUGGACAAGAUGCAGGAAGGCUUGGAUUCUGCGCUUGGUGGCACCAUUCUUUUGGGUCCCAUCAAGACGAUUCUUCACUGCGUCAUUGGACUUAAGAUCGAGAGUGUUCAAAAGGGGUUGACAUGGGUCCACGACCACGCUCACGUUGACUUGCCUCUAUUUCCCAACGAUACCUUCAGCGCAGGAGCAAGCAGUUCUCUGUCUGGCGACUCGGGUAUACACAGCUUCCUAUCGUCACCUUCAUCCGCCUCAGCCGACGAGGUCAGCGGAGCCGUCGAACACGUCACAAACUGGCUCCAUAGCAACCUAGUACAGGAAGCCCUCAUUUCGACCGGCAUCUUCCUCGUCUAUGUGAUUAUUGUCCUGAUUGGCGUGAUUCAGACCCUUGUGGGCAUGACGACGCACGAGCGCGGCCGUGCUGAGGGAGGCAUACGCUACCCAACGCAAGACCCGCCUCCCCCGUGGGAACCAACGACUUCUUCGGCUGCUGUUGGAGGAAGCAGCUCAUCGAGAGAUGCGAAUAACGAGAAGUUUAUCUAUGGUGCGAGCCCAACAAAGCCUGGUAUGAGUAGCAACAAUCCUUAUGAUGGCUUCAAUGAAAAGUCUGGGUUUUAA